AUUUAAAAUGUGUACGCUAUCGAUGGAAGAGAUCGGCACUUGUACUUCUUUCAUAAUAAUCUUAUUGAAUAAUAGUUCGAUGCAAUGUGAGCUCGUAUCAUAGAUAUGAAUGUACUAAACGACAUUUAGUCUCCAGCACACUUAUAAAUCAAGUUUCGUUACUGUGUAAUAAUUUUUCACAAUGUUGAUUUACAAGAUAUCUUAUCAUUUCCCAUUAAAUACAGACUCAUCAGAUUGUACUCAACCAUUUACACUCUCAUAACAAUGAUCGUGAAGUUUAUGUCUAUUUGUUAUAGACAACUCAUCCACAUUCAGUAUUUUGUUCCUAUUUUUGCAUUCAACUACAAGUAAUAAUGAAUCCCAUUUCCUUCGUGAAACAAAUGUAAAUGGCAGUAACAUAACAAUACAGUAAUGUACUAUGUCAUCUUGAGACAAAACCGCUAAUUACUGACAAUUUACAACAAUCCUGAAAUCUUUCCUGUAUAAUUUUCAUCAUCUUUAUUCAUCAAUUGAUUGUUACGAAGUCUAGAAGUAUGAUAGCAAACACAGCUAUGGUUUUACGCAGCAAAUUUUGUUUCAUUGACAGGCAAUAGCUAAGUUUCCAAUUGCAUAGCUUCUAGACUUUGUUCGGCUGAAUAAUUUGAUGUAAAAAAUUUUCUAACUUUAUUCAAUACAGAUAAGUCUGUUAGAGUAUGUUCUUGUACCUAAUAUGCGUGAAAAAGUUGUAACACAAGUUGGUAUGGGGCAUUUGUGUUAUUACUAGUUGUUAGGGUAUUAUAUUUAUAUGUAAGAAAAAAACAUUAAAAACAAACAACCCAAUCACAAGAAGGUUACUGAAUUCACUAAUACCGAUGCGACUGCAGUUCUAUUUCCAGAGAGUCUGAAAAAUGCAAAACCAAUCCAAUGUACAAUAUUGUUGCGAAUAUUGUCCAAUCAUAUUGUUGUUUGUCUCACUAUCACACGCGCGUUACUGUAAGUACUGAAAACAAAAGAAGACGUACGUAUUACCAUUGAGAUAUUUUACGUAAUAAAUAAUAACUUAAUUAAAAACUACCUAUUCAAAGCCUCGGCCCAGUUGUGAGGCUGUGUGCCGGGGUUUAGAAAUAUAUUUGCCCAAACCGCCAGAGGCCUGUUCACUUAGUUCGCUUUGGUGAGUAGUAUUCAUGAAAGGAUUCUUGAUAUAAUUAUCAUUUUGUCAUGAAUAUAUUCGUCAAUAAUGGAUAAUAGGCCAAAAGUUUUCUGUGAGUAUGCGUGAACAAAGUAGUUUCCCUUUUUUUGGAUUGGGGACAGGAAACGAAGGACAGAUCUGUAAGUAAGGCUGUCUGAACUUACUAAUUGCCCAAAUUAGGAUGAGCACAACAUUCAUUUGUUUCAAUAAUAUUUUCAUCAGUUUUAGAUUGUGUAAUAUAGUAUCGUGAAAUGAUGUCCUUUGCGAUUACGAUUUUUUGCAUUAGGUUCUAUUUUGACUAACAAGACUUUUUGAUUAGAAUAUGUGAUUGUUUUACUAAAGGAUUUUGCUUCCGUUUGUAACGGUAUGUCAAUCUAGCUUUUGAUUUUCUCAAUUUCACACUUAAUUUUGGCAAUUUGUAACAUGCGUGAAAGAUCGAAGGAAGGACUCAAUUAUAGGCAGGAUCGCACGACACAGCUGUUACAAAAUUCCCCUCAUCACCGGAUGUACGUAUUCAACUCGAUUUCUAAAUAAAUAAAAUGCAAAUUAUUCAAAUCACUAUUUUCAUAAUAUUUCGUUUAAUAGUUAACAUAAUAAGUUAUUAAGUUGUGUCAUAGAACAGAAUAUGUAAAUUAAGGUGUGUGCUGAUUGUAGCGUCGUUGCCAUCGCAUUGUCGCGUCAGGCGGAGAGGUGUUGCCGCUCUCGUAUCUAGCAGUUUGACCGUUACGGAACACUGUGUUUGACCGGAUCUUGAUAAAUUGAAAGACAGGCUCGCACUUAAAUUAACUUAAAAAAAGUGAACUGACGAAAAAAUAAUAAAGAUGGUAGACUUCCUGUAAUUUUGUACAGACAAAUAUAUCAUUGUUACCGACGAUCUUAUUCAUAUGAAAUGAGAACGCAUGGACUUGGGCGAAUGCCCUCAGAUUCACGACCUGGCUCUGCGGGCCGACUACGAAGCUGCACAGAAGAAAAGAGAUCAUUUUUAUGACAUCGACGCAAUGGAACACCUUCAAAAUUUCAUUGCUGAUUGUGACCGACGAACUGAACAAGCUAAGCAACGUCUUGCAGAGACUCAAGAAGAGUUGAGUGCAGAGGUUGCAGCAAAAGCUAACAACGUUCAUGUUCUUGCGGAAGAAAUUGGUAAAAAACUUGCCAAGGCAGAGCAGCUUGGCGAGGAAGGGUUUGUAGAAGAAUCUAUGAAGCUUAUGGGUGAAAUUGAUGAGUUGAGAAAGAAAAAAAACGAGGCUGAACAAGAAUACCGAAAUAGCAUGCCAGCUUCGAGCUACCAGCAGCAAAAAUUAAGAGUCUGUGAAGUCUGCAGUGCAUACCUUGGUAUACAUGACAACGAUAGACGACUGGCCGAUCACUUUGGUGGAAAACUCCAUUUGGGCUUCAUCAAGAUAAGGGAAAAACUUGCCGAGCUUGAAAAAACUGUCGAGGAUAGGCGCAAAGAAAAAAGAGAGACUAUGAUGGACAGGGACAGACAGCGGGACAGGGAACGUGAAGAUCGGGACAGGGAUCGAAGUCGUGGUGGGCUGAGUACUGGAUACAGAGAACGCGAUCGAGAUCGCGAUCGCGACCGCGAACGUGCCCGUCGGGAUAGACGACGGUCAAGGUCCAGGAGCCGUAGCCGCGGCAAAAGAUCUAGACGUUCAAGGAGUGACAGCCGUGGGAGACGCUCACGUUCACACCGCAGUGGAUCUAACGAUCGUAAGAGAUAAAACAUUACAUGGAGUCAGAAACUUACUCAUACGACUUCAUGAGCAAACGGACUUACUACAUCUCGUAAAUUAAAAUGUUUAAUGCAGUGGUUUUUGAAAAGUUCUAUAAUAGGGGAAUAAAUAAAUAACAUUUAUAGAUUAUAAGGGGGCAAAGUAAACAAUAAUGAGUAAAUUUAUGAUUGAAAAUUAGCGUAAAAACAUUCUCAGAACUAAUUUGAACUUUUUAACGUUAUGUGACAUGGUCAUCUUGUGUAGUAGAUUAUACGGGAAUUUAUAAUAGUAUGCUUUAAUGUGUAAGGUAUUGUUAUAAUUUUUAAUAACUGAACAUAAAAUAUCUGGCCUUAGUAUUCUGUAGUUCUUAGAAUGAAUUUUAAAUCAAAUUCGUCACGUGUAAAUAUACAUAGGUUCUAUCUCAGUUCGCACAUGCAAAUUCAUUGCAUAUUUAUUAUAAUUUACUAUGCAGUGUUGUUUACCUUCUAGAAACCCUAAAUAAAUAGAUUUCAUCAACAA
This is a messenger RNA of Neodiprion fabricii, 3399 nucleotides long. Its product is annotated as putative RNA-binding protein Luc7-like 2. NCBI's taxonomy places the organism in Eukaryota, Metazoa, Arthropoda, Insecta, Hymenoptera, Diprionidae. The record is from RefSeq and is a predicted model, not a curated record. The transcript is spliced from 5 exons. Bases 2068 to 2889 code for a protein of 273 amino acids. Gene Ontology annotation, cellular component: U1 snRNP; U2-type prespliceosome. Gene Ontology annotation, biological process: mRNA splice site recognition. Gene Ontology annotation, molecular function: mRNA binding.